Messenger RNA from Aphanomyces invadans, 2938 nucleotides. RefSeq lists its product as hypothetical. Gene Ontology annotation, molecular function: chromatin binding; ATP-dependent chromatin remodeler activity; DNA binding. Lineage: Eukaryota; Oomycota; Saprolegniomycetes; Saprolegniales; Verrucalvaceae. The transcript is spliced from 3 exons. The record is from RefSeq and is a predicted model, not a curated record. The coding region runs from base 34 to 2898 and encodes 954 amino acids. Gene Ontology annotation, cellular component: nucleus.
GGCGGGAGUCGAAGAAAGGGCGGGCAGAGGAAUAUGUCGUUGGCGAUCAAGGAACUCAUGGGCAAUAAAGUCGUGCCUUUGCAGAAUGCAGAGUACCCUGUAUGUGGCGGCCGUGCUGUGGUGCGGAGACUUCCCGACGACAAGAUUUCGCUGCGAUGUCGCGGACAAAGCAGUAUCAUUGUCACACGCAAGUCUGCUACAGGCAACGCUCAACAAAAAGUCAUCAAGCCCGGCAUGACGACUGAGCUUUUGCUCAUGGAUGUCUUUUUCGCGAACGGCACGCUCGUCAAAUAUCAAGUGAUUGAUGUAUUGGCAUCAACUUCCACACUUGCUUCCUCUGCCACCGUUAAACCACUUGUCGACCCCCCUAAAGCCCUGGUCACUACCUCCAAGAAUGUCUUAGCGCCAGUGCUCAAAGUUGACCCACCGAAACCACAAUACCGUGUAGUACAAGCUGUUGGCAAAAUCGAAUCCAUUGACUUGGCGGAAGAUGAUGUAACGAGCAGCGACGGAGGUGGCAGCAAAGGUUUGAACACGACAAACAAGACAGUGAAUCUCCUCGACGAUUCCAGUGACGAAGACAUCGCUCCACGAAAGCGACUCAAGUCCGGUCGCAGCAACAUCGUCGUAUUGGAUGACGAGCCUCAAUCUAGUCAAGGUGGCGUUGAGUCGAUCGACGAAGAGGACGACGUGUACUUGCUGAAGGAAACGUCAGUCCGAACAAAGCCAAAUCCAUAUGCAUGGAUGAAUCAAUUCAAUCGCGAGAACACGAGUGUACAGUCGAAUGGGUGGAUCACAACGAAAAAAUCAGUAAAUGCUACCAACGACGACUGGAUGGAGCAGAAGAUGCGUCCGAAAAAAAAAGCCACGCAGUCCAAGGCUGCAAUUGCACGCAAUGAACGUGCCAACCGCCAAGUGCCUGUGUUUGAACAAGAUGACGACGACGAUGACGACGACGACUCAGAUGAUGGAGACAGCUACGACAAGCGCAGCAAUACCAAGCGGUCGAAACAAGACGAAGUUGCUGGCAUGCUGCAAUCGUGUGAAGCAAUUUCGAGCACGUUGCGUCUGUCAAUUGCGAAAUGGGGCCAGUCGAACACCGACGAGGAAGUUGCUCUCACGGCAAUCAAAGACGACGAACGAAUGCUGACUCAGAAAGAUAUUCCCGGCCUGAAUCCGUCGCUGGUGCUGCAGCCAUACCAAGUUGUUGGCAUCAAUUGGCUCUACUUGCUUUACCAACAUAAGGUGUCGGCAGUACUUGCCGACGAAAUGGGCCUCGGGAAAACCGUGCAAACAAUUGCAUUCCUCGCGAUGGUGUGCUCCCAGAUGAAACAACCCCAUCUGGUCAUUGUGCCUUCAUCCGUUCUGAGCAACUGGAAGCGAGAGAUCGAGCGGUUCGCACCGACGUUGCGUGUGCGUACAUUCCACGGUUCCAUUGACGAACGAAACUUGAUCAUGGACGAGCUACAACCCGGCACAUUUGAUAUUCUCCUGACCACAUACACGUACUUUGAGCGCGACAGUGCGUCGGAGGAUCGCAAGUUUCUGCGCAGUUUCAGCUACGGGUACUUGGUUUUGGAUGAAGGACACACGAUCAAGAACUCCAACACGUCGCGGUUCAAGCGAAUAUCGGCCUUGAAGACCCGUAACCGACUCGUAUUGAGCGGAACACCGAUCCAAAACAACUUAAGCGAAUUGCUGGCACUGCUGAGCUUUCUCAUGCCAACGAUAUUUAACCAUGGAUCCGAUGAGCUACUGGAAUUCUUUGGUGGUGAAGAAAAAACGUCAUGCUCGAAGAUUCGACGAAUUCUUGCUCCGUUCAUCCUGCGCCGUUUAAAGAAGCUCGUGUUGGCACAAAUGGUCCCGAAGACUGAAGUUGUCCAGAACGUCAAGAUGAAUGCCCAUCAACUGGCGGUGUACAACAAAGUUAUCGAAACAACGCUGCUGCGAAAAGAGGCCAAGAAAGGUGUCUCUAGUGCGUCGGACAGUACCACACAGAGAACCAAACCGUCCCGAGAAAUGAAGCUCCUCAUGGGUCGUGCGCCAUCAACCAUUGUGCCUGGCAAGGGUAAAAACGAUCCAACGUCCGACAGCAACGUGUUUACGCUGCUUCGGAAAGCCGCCAAUCACCCAGUGCUUUUGAGACAGCACUACGAAUCGCCGACCGUGAUGGAAGUCUUUGCACGGCAUCUGUACCGAAAUGGCGAAUUUGGCACUGAGUGCUCCUUGGACAUGGUGAAGAAUGAGAUCGAAGGUUACUCUGACUUUGAGUUGCAUCAACUGUGUCUUGAGUACGCGCAUAUUCCUGAAAUGCUGGCACUUCAAUUGCCGUCCGAUAAAUUGCUUGACUCUGGCAAGUUUGACCUGCUGCGCGAGCUGCUACCCAAGCUCAAGGCCGAGAAGCAUCGUGUGCUGAUCUUUUCGCAGUGGACGAAGAUGCUCGAUUUGCUCGAAACUUUCUUGAUUCACACGAACCAUCGGUACACUCGCUUGGACGGAAGCACAGACAUCGAAUCGCGACAGUCUCUCAUCGACGAGUACAACGACGACCCCAAUAUCUUUUGCUUCCUCCUCAGUACCCGUGCUGGCGGCAUGGGCAUCAACUUGACCGCCGCCGAUACCGUGAUCCUCCAUGACUUAGAUUUCAACCCUACUAUCGAUGCCCAAGCCAUGGAUCGGUGUCACCGCAUCGGCCAAACCAAGCCCGUGACAGUGUACAAAUUGGUUACCGAAGAGUCCGUAGAUAAGUCCAUCUUCGACAUUGCGUGUCGAAAAACUCAGCUCAACGAGACCGUGCUGGGCAACUUGGGCAAAAAAUCGCGCGACACUCAAACCGCCGACAUCCAAGCGAUCCUGACAUCGGUGCUCUCGUCGUACCAACCAACUCCUGCUGUCUAAGACAAAGUUCCAACACAUGUCGAUUUCCAUUACCGCUCUG